AUGGCGGUCGCUGAUAACAUGUCCACUCACCAACGGCGACAAUCCGAACCGUCUAUACCUACCUCCGACUUGAUCCUCCGCGAGACGCAAUAUUUAUACUCAUUCACGCUCCUCAUUGCCUUCGUAUCAUGCGUGGCAUGGUACAGCAUUUAUAAUGCCAAAAAGCAGGAGAGCAUUGUCCAAUCCCAGGUAAAAGGCCCUGGAGGAAAGCCGUUGCCUGUCACCAAGAAGAGGGCCAAGGACGAUGGCGAGCGAAAGCUAGGCCCUCACUUUGGCCCGACUGCCAAAAACGUCUUCCGGUAUCUGGCUGGAGUAGUUUUCCUCUCCUAUGUUGCAACUGGCGCCUCCAUGUUUGACCAUGCCUUCUACCACGACAACCCGUUCAAAUGGUCCAAGGACGGCCUCGCCUGGGCUGGUGAGUGGACUGUUGUCCACGUGCUGGGCUCCAUUUUCUUCUACCUCUACAUCUGUUUCUCGCUUUUCGACUGGAAAAAAGGACCCAACGUCGUCCACCUCCUGAUCUGGGUUCUCGGCCUAGCUGGCGAGGUUGUUCUCUUCUCGACCACCUUUAUCGCUGCGAGCGAAUGCCACUUUUACAAGCCCGAGGCCCCCGAAAAUGACAAAAAUUGCAUUGAUCACUGGACCAAAAUCGAAUUAGUGCUCUACUUUGUCCGCAUUCUGCAUUUGAUUGCCCUCAUCGGUCUCUUCAGCAUUGCCUGGAUUGGCAAAGUGCGAUCAGCAGGCUCUUACAAACUCGAAGAUGGCUUUGCCCAUGAGCAGACUCCUCUUUUGAAUGGCAAUCAUAGGUCCUAUGACGCACAAAACGGCGAUACCAAUCGUUCCGAGUCUAACGCCCGCGAAUCAUAUUCUCGACGCUCUCGAGGCCGAACCAUGUCUAAUGCCGCCAAACAAGCGGCUCCUGCUUCGCGCAAAGACGAGAACGCCGCCUUUUAUCGACCACAGAAGCUGCCUCACAAGACUUGGUGGGAGUACGUCCGCGGAUAUUCUCUCUUCUUUCCCUACUUGUGGCCCAAGGAUUCUGUUAGACUGCAGCUGCAAGUUCUUCUUUGCUUCAUCUUGGUUAUUAUUCAGCGCAUUGUCAACAUCAUCGUUCCGAACCAGAUCGGUGAGGUCGUUAAGCAGCUCAAUUAUGCCAUCAAGGAAGUGCAGGAUGGACAACCGCUGACUAUGGAUCUCUUUCCACUUCGCGCUUCCCUAUUUCUUGGAGUCCUCUGGAUUCUUCAGGGUAUGCUCGGCCCGCUUCGCUCCUUGCUCUGGAUUCCGGUCUCACAGUACUCAUAUCGGGGCUUGACAACGGCCGCCUUCAACCAUGUGCAUUCUCUCAGCUUGGACUUCCAUUUGUCCAAGCGCACAGGUGAAGUCUUGUCCGCGCUGAACAAGGGAUCUUCCAUCAACUCUUUCCUCGAACAGGUCACUUUCCAGGUCAUUCCCAUGCUCUUCGAUUUGAUCUUGUCUAUCAGCGUCUUCUACUUCAAAUUUGGUCCUCUAUACGCUCAGAUCAACUUGAUCGAUACCUGCUGGUACCUCUACAUGACGAUCAAGAUGGCAUCGACUAGAGCUGACCAACGACGCGAAAUGACAAACGCUGACAGGGAGGAAGAGGCCGUCAAGAAUGAUUCGAUAUCUAGCUACGAGACCGUCAAGUACUUCAACGCCGAAGAUUACGAGUCCAACCGCUAUCGUGACAAGGUUGGAGCCUAUCAAACGGCCGAAGCCAAGGUGCAGAUGGGCAUGGUCAUGAUGAAUGUUUGCCAGACGCUGGUCUUCAACCUCGGCCGAAUUCUGGCAGCCCUCAUCUGUGGCUGGCAAGUUGCAGUGGGAAUGCGCGAAUCCCCCGAUUGGUUUGUCGUGAUCUCCUACCUGACCCAGCUCCAAGGCCCACUCAACUUCUUCGGCACCUUUUACCGUACCGUACAACAGUCCAUGAUUUCUGGCGAGCGCUUGCUCGAACUCUUCAAGAUUCAACCCACGGUCGUUGACAGUCCCAACGCAAAGCCCCUCGAAGAAUUCUCUGGCCAUAUCCGCUGGAAAAAUGUCUGCUUUUCUUACGACAGGCGGCGUCCAGCGCUGCGCAAUAUCAGCUUCGAGUGCCAGCCUGGCACCACGACUGCCUUUGUUGGUGAGUCCGGUGGCGGUAAAUCGACCCUGUUCCGCCACAUGUUCCGAUACUACGAUUGCGAUGAAGGCAGCAUCGAGCUGGAUGGCAAGGAUGUUCGAGACCUGACCAUUUCGUCUGUUCGACGUCAUAUUGGUGUCGUACCUCAGGACACAACGUUGUUCAAUGAAUCACUCAUGUACAACUUGAGAUACGCAAACCCAAAUGCCACGGAUGAGGAAGUGUUUGCAGCCUGCAAAGCGGCCAGCAUUCACGACCGAAUCCUGUCCUUCCCAGACCAGUACGAAACACAGGUUGGAGAGCGUGGCUUGAGACUGAGCGGAGGCGAGAAACAGCGUGUUGCCAUUGCUCGCACAAUUCUCAAGGAUCCUCGCAUCAUCAUGCUUGACGAAGCUACUUCGGCUCUGGAUUCUCACACCGAGCAGGAAAUCCAAGAGAAUGUCUGGAGCAUUGGCCAAGGCCGCACCCUUCUUAUUAUUGCUCAUCGCUUGUCUACGAUUACUCACGCCGACCAGAUUAUUGUGCUCAACGCGGGCACAAUCGUCGAAAAGGGCACGCACGAGGAGCUCCUGGCCGCUGGUGGCCGGUACGCGUCCAUGUGGGAGAAGCAAAUCCGUGCAGAACGCGCACUUGACGCUGCCAGAGAAGCUACUCUGCGCGCUACGCGUGCUCUCCGCAGAGCCAACAUGAACCACAAGAAGGCAGCCGAGGCACCCCUUGACGGCUAUAACAGUCUGGGCUCGUCAGCUUCUCUUUCUGGCAACAAUGCAAGGAGCGGAUCCAAGAACAGCAAGAGUGAAGAUACCACCGAGGAAGUCACCACCUCCGGCUCUUCGUCGUCUGACGAAGAGUCGGGACACACCGAAGAGCACUCGCGAGAGCGCAAACCGCAUCAGUAA
This is a messenger RNA of Akanthomyces muscarius, 3036 nucleotides long. RefSeq lists its product as uncharacterized. Bases 1 to 3036 code for a protein of 1011 amino acids. Gene Ontology annotation, cellular component: membrane. The transcript has a single exon. The record is from RefSeq and is a predicted model, not a curated record. Gene Ontology annotation, molecular function: ABC-type transporter activity; ATP binding; ATP hydrolysis activity. Lineage: Eukaryota; Fungi; Ascomycota; Sordariomycetes; Hypocreales; Cordycipitaceae. Gene Ontology annotation, biological process: transmembrane transport.